This is a messenger RNA of Limulus polyphemus (Atlantic horseshoe crab), 2310 nucleotides long. RefSeq names its product transforming growth factor beta receptor type 3-like. NCBI's taxonomy places the organism in Eukaryota, Metazoa, Arthropoda, Merostomata, Xiphosura, Limulidae. The annotation marks the transcript as partial. The transcript is spliced from 12 exons. The record is from RefSeq and is a predicted model, not a curated record.
ACGGCAGGUCUCCUGAGUCGUGUGAAGUCACUAACGAGGUAAAGGUUGACAACGUAGAAGCGUCCUUCAUUCAACCUCAGCCUGCCUCCGGUUGUACAGCAUUACAAAACAUCGCUUCUAGUAGCAGGGAUGUCCAUAUAGUGAAAUUGAGAUCAGCAGGGGAAUCUGACGAAGUGGUCAUUCAUCUCCAGCCACAAGGGGCACCUGAGACAAAUGCUCCCAGCAAACCAAUCAUAAUCAAGGAUUUAGUUUUAAUUCUGAAGUCGGACUCAGCAGUAAGAUGGAGGAUCGAUAGCUGGGGUUUGCAAGGAAUUGUUCAAGUUGUGGCUGAACACCAGGUGACUCCAGGGUCAGUUCCUGACUUUCAGUUUAUACAGGUCCGUGUACAGAGUCUUUCCAAUGACACAGAGGAGUUGGUUUCAGAAGUCAUUAAUGCAUUUGGAAAUGUAUCUACAAUCAUGGAGACCAACACAGCAAAUAGAAUUAACAUUAUGGUUGUAGGAGAAACUGUUGGUACUGACCAUUACAAUGUACAAAGUGAUGAUGGAUCACCUCAAGGUGGAUUCUCUGUUAGUCGAGGUCAGUCUCGGUUUCUUCGGCCUCAACAGUCAGACUUUAGCGCUACCGUUUCCUCCCAGAUAUCUCCUCUUCCAUGGGAUAAAUUGCGUAGAGGAAUGUCUGAAUUACCUCUUAACUUGAAAGGCUUUUCAAAGACGUCCAUGAGUACAAAAUCCAGGGAAACGUGGAACAGUAAGGAUAAGACAACAGUAACUAAUACAUUUCUGCAGAAAUGGCAAGGAAAUGCAGAUGCAAACCUUACUUUGGAAUUAGAGAGUCUGAUGACUUUAGAAUGUCAGAAAAAUAUGAUAAAAAUAACCUUUCCUAAGUCCUCCACUGAGGAUAUUGCCAUGAGGAUAAAUGGAGCAAACAUUCAUUGGUUGGAGGUGACAUUACAGGACCAGGAGUGUAAGGCUACAAGUAACAGCACUCACUUUAUUUUGAAUACAUCCCUUCAGAACUGUGGGUUUAAUGUAGUGUCAGAUGGUGGAAAGUACAUCUACAGGAAUCAGGUUUUAUUCUGGACACCUGUGGGACCAGAUACUCAUAAAAUUGAAAGUAUUGACUAUGAUGACUCUUUUGCUGAUGAUGAAGAUGCAAUUAGCCCAGAAGAAGGGUCAGGAAUGGAACACUAUCUUCGUCAAGCUUUGGCAGCUCAUCGUGGAGUUACACAUUCACGUCUUUUGUCUGGUCAAAGUUUCCAAUGUGCUUAUAAUUUUACUGGUGAUGGAAGCAGACCUAAAGUGGGAAAUCACGAUCAUGUAUAUCACAUGGAGCUCUUCAAGGAUUCAACCUUACAUAAGAUGCUACAGAAAAAGAAUGGUUUGGCAGAAGUCCUGGCUCGAGAUAAAGUUUAUGUUCGGACUUCAAUUGAUGCAGGUCCAAAUCUGUAUAUUGUAACUGAUGAAUGCUGGUUGUCUCUGACUGACAAUUCGCUUCUGGAUGUUGAUAACCGAGAAGUACUGAUUCAACACAGUUGUCCUAAACAUUUGAGUGUUGGUCUACUGAACAUGGGGCCAUCCGGUGGUCAAGAAACUUCUAGAGAGCCAACUCACCAGCAGGGGUUUUUCUUUCAGUUAACUGAAAAGUGGAUAUCUAAGAAAGUUUACCUUCAUUGUCGCCUUGCCGCAUGUUCUGAAAAAAUAAAUAUUCCAAUUUCUGGUGUCAAACAGUGCAUCAACCCGAACGAUUAUUGUGUGGGUAACAGUAUCAAGCAGUAUUUGGUAAGUCGAGCAGGAAAACACUUCAGUAUAGAAGUUGCAGGACCAUUACUUGUUUUACCACCACGAAGAAGUCACAGCUUUAAAGGGGGAGAUUCAAAAAUCGUACCAUCUUUACCAGAUGAUUCUGCUCAAGUUGAAGUUGAUGCAGAUUUAUGUGUAAAACAGAAAUUAAUAGGGCUAUCAACAGGUGCAGUUGUGGGAAUUGCAUUUGCUUCCUUCAUUAUUGGAGCUGGUUUAAUGGCCAUUCUGUGGUUUAUACAUUUGUGUACAGAUCCAUCUCGAAGGACAAGAGCUCAGCAGCAAGGUGGUGUUCACCAUCAUCAUCGUCACCACCAUUCUGGCUAUGACUUAUCAGGACAUAGUGGAAGCUCAACUCCCAGCUCACAGGCUCCUAUGACAGUCCAGGUUUGCUCGUGACUUCUGUACUGAAGCUAUCGUUUUGCUCAGCAGAAGUUCCUGCCCUUUUCAAGUACCUGAGUACAGUUACAUUGUUUGUUUGUUUUUGAGUCCUUGUGGGUAUGUGUGUGUG